AUCUGUCCUGGAUCUUGCUUUGUAGACCAGGCUGGCCUCGAACUCACAGAGAUCCACCUGCCUCUGCCUCCCGAGUGCUGGGAUUAAAGGCAUGCGCCACCACGCCCAGCUCACAUCCCUACUUUUGUGACUUCAUUGCUUUUUAAAUUUUUUUUUUUUUUUUUUUUUUUUUUUUUGUUCUUUGGUGCUGAGCCUGGGACCUGGAGCAUGCUAGAGACAGGGUCUUGCUGUUAAACCCAUAUUGGCCUUGAACUGGAGAUCCCCUCGCAUCCCCCAUGCGUAAGGAAUGCAGUUAUGUGGCACCCACCACCCCCCCCUUGCUGGUCCAUUCAAAUCUCUUGCCCAGUUUUGGAUUUUGUUGUUGUCUCUUAAUGCUUUGUGUUUUUAUUCUUUUGUAUGGACUCAUAUUUACUAACACCUUUUAUGGGGGAGCUUUGGGGACCAGGUUAUGGGUGUGUUUCUCCUGGGAAAGACUUGUAUUUACUUCUGCCUAAGGUAUUGAAGUCAUAUGUCUACUUUAAAUGGAAUCUCCCUGUUCUUUUCUGGGCCAGAGGGGUAAUGUAAUUCCCUGUGCUCAGUCUUGCUGUGGUUUUGUGAUUUUAUUUUCUGAAGAACAACAGUAAAGUCAGAAUCCAUGGUUCUUACGGGCCACAUUAUUUUGAAGCCAUGAAUGUUUAGGAAAAGCCGUACCAUAUAUACUUAUGGACCCAUUUUUAUCCCUAGGUUCUAAAGCCUGAUGGAGUUAUGACUUUUCUGAGUUAAAAAAUAUAUAUCAGCUGUCAUUUAAUUCAGAAUACUUUAUUUCAGGACAAUAUGUGUGUGCUAUUUGGACAAGUCAGUCACUGUGUAUAUUUAUGGGGAUAUAAUGUGAUGUUUUAUUGUUUUUCAUUGUAGAAUGACUACAGUAAAUUAAAUAUAUUCUUACCUCAAGCACCCCUACCCUCUCUGUGGGCAUGCACCUGAAAGAUAGUGUGUGCUUUGUAAGAGUUAUUUUGGAGAGGUGCUGGGGAUUGUAGCCAGGGCCUUGAUACACUAGACAAGUGCUGUAUUUGUGUGUGCCUUUUAAAUUUGCUACCCUGAACAUGACACAUUAAUUAUUAACUUUAGUGCCCCAACAGGGAAUAUAAACCGCAAGAGAUAGUGCUUAGCUCUGGAAAGAAUCUUAACAAAUGCUGAUGGUUCCAAUGUUUCCCAUCUUUAUCUCCAAUCAACACUAAGAUUGUGUGGGUUUUUCUUUCGGUGCAACAGUACUCAACGGUGUAUGGAUUACUUGCAAGCACUGUACUGAAGCCAUCUACUCUUGGUUCAACACCGAAAAGCUAAGGAACCCAAUCUACAUCCUUUGUAAUGAAAGCAGCUUGUUUGGGGUACAAUCCGGUGUGCUCAAAGAACUGCUGUUGUCACACUUCAUCUGGAAGACUCUGAAUCCUUUCCCUAAGCAACAGUGCAUUGAGUGGAUCUUUCAUGAAAGCUUUGGUCAGUGUUCCAAACGGGAUAGGGAGCUGCGACUUCAUUAGGAUUGGAGAACAGUUUGUUUUCCCCCCACUGUGGUGGCUUUGGUGAGCCCCUCAGUCCUGCACAAGGCAAGCGCUCUACCACUGAGCUACAGCCCUGUAUCAAGCUUUGUUAUUUACCACCUACCACUUACAGCCUUUAAGCUGGGAGGACAGAGCAGGUCACUGUCAACAUGAACCUAUUACCUAAAUUUGUUUACAGGAGCAGUCCACUGAAAGGGAUUCAGGACCACCCACGCCCCCAACACACUUUAAAGCUACCCCCAAAACUUCCAGCACCCGUUUGAGAUCAACCUCCACACAGCUAAGACCGCUUGAAAGGGCAAGCCAAUGAGGUGGUGAAGCCUUAUGAGCGGCAUGUUGUCUGGCCAAUGGGCUGAGCUUCUGGGCUAGGGAGACCCGGAAAUCAGGACUUGGGGCACGUGGCUUAUUUUAAGUGGCCGGUCGGGUGGUGAAGGUGGUGUUCUUCCAAGGCAUCGUGCUUCAGGGCCCUGACGACUCGAGGCCAGGUGAGAGGACAGAGUCAGAUGCGGACAGCCAGGAGGGUCAAGGCGCCCUGGGGCAGGCUUGAUGGGCCUUGGCUCAAGCUCCUGGUGGUGCGCAGGGCGCUCUCGGGCAGGGCCCGCCCCUUGGGCUAGCUCCUACCCCACGCCCCUCCCCCAUCAGCACGAGGUGGUGUGGGCGGCGGGCAGGGCGGGGGGCAGGGCGGGCUAGAAUUCGUUAUUCCAGGCCGAGUGUGUGGGAGGAACGCAGUGCCUGGAAUAGGAGGGAAGAAAGGUGCCUCGAGGAGGAAGGGCGCCCGCGGCUCGGGGUUCAGUGGCACAAGACCUACCAAGAAGUCUAGGCAAGGCGCGGCUGGCCACAGUCCAGCUGGUCGAGAGGUAUUUUGCUCUUGUGGCCCCCGGGUGGCAUUCACUUAGAAGGACUUGGCCUCGGGUUGGGUUUGAGGCCUAGUGCCCCAGCCCAAAGGGCACACACGUGGAGAAGCAGAAGGGCCUGGUCCAGGAUCCUUCACUGGCCAGUGUGGGAGAACCAACCUGAAGGAAGGACCUUCUGGAAGAGGAGCACGGGUCUGUGUAUGUGUUCAUAGAAAGGUAAAAAGGAACCCAGAGGUCUGUAUUAUAGCAUCACUUCCUAUAUACCAGUUAGACAGCUGACUUUCAGAUUCUUAGGUGAGGCUAGGGUGGUGUGGCAAAAAGUGCAGGCUACUAAGGAGCGGGUUUAGCAAACACAGGGCAGAACUGCUGUAGUCGUUGAUGAUGGAAGGCCUUAGUAGCUUUUAUAGUAUACCAGAGACAGUACUUCAGCUCAAAGGAUUUUGGAAGCUCUUAAAAGCUACUUCCAUCUGGACCAGCACUGAGGAGUAGAGUGUCUUAUCUUCUUUCUACAUGUGGCUGGAUUUCUCUGUAGCUAAUAGUGCAGGCAGGUUUUCAAAAGCUCAGAAAAGGUUCCUGAGGUUGGAGUGUAGCUCAGUGGUCUAAGGAAUGCUUAACGUGCAUAAGGCCUUGGGUUUGAUCCCCAGCACAGGAGGGAAAAAAGGAAGAAAGGAAAAAAUUCUUCAAGGAUCAGGAACAGGUCAGGACAAUGAAAGAAGCCCUUACAGAGUGAGUCUUGAAAUCUGUAAAUUAUAAAAUGAUUUUGAAGAGGCCUGGUAGGUUUGAGAUAGGCUCAGGGGCUCAUCCCUCCUUAGUUGGGGAGGGAAGGAAUUAAAUGGAGCCUGGGAGAGUCAGCAGGUAGUAUGGGCUCAAAGCAGGAAGGUUUUGUUCCCUGGAGACCUCAGUCCUGCUGGUGUUUGAAAAAAACUGGAUAAAGAUUCAGAAAAGCAACUAAACCCAACAGAGUAGAGUAGAAUGCAGUUAUAGAUUGGGUGGUAGGGGGAGCUGACAUAGGAGAAAAACAAAGCAAAAAUCAUACAUAGUUGUUGACAAUAAUUUUAUGGUAUAGAGGUAUUAACCACAACCAAAAUCAUCCCCAUACAUAAAAAAUGUUGUUUUCUGCAAUAGGUGGUUAAUUGGUGGACAGUUUCCAGGGAGGCUGUUUAGAUAGACAAACUCAAGGAAGGCUUUAGUUAGUGGAGGUGCUUAGAAUGUUCUUAGCUCAAAUAGGAGCCUUAAUGAGACGUGGGAACUUACUCCUGUAAUCCCAGCACACAGAAAGAUUGCAAGUUCAAGGCCUGCCUGAACUACACAGCAAGACCCUUUCUUAAAAAUAAGAGGUGUGAUGGCACAUGCCUGUUUUCCCAGCACUUGGUAGCUUGAGUCAGGAGGAUUGUCAAGCAUUCAAGGGCAGGCAGAGCUACACAGCAAGACCCUGCCUCUAAAGAAAAUUUUUUUGUUUUUGUUUUUUGAGACAGGGUUUCUCUCUAUAGCCCUCAAUGUCCUGGAACUCACUGUAGACCAGGCUGACCCCAGAACUCACAGAGAUCCGCCUGCCUCUGCCUCCCAAGUGCUGGGAUUAAAGGCGUGCAUCACUCACUGCCUCCCGGUGAAAAAAAUUUUUAAUUUAAAAAAGAAACCUUUGAAGUGAAUCUGUUACAGGAGACUGGUGCUGUCACUAAUCUGACUUCUUUUGGAGGAAAGAAAAGGCAAGCAGUGAGAAUUUAAUUUUUUUUUUAGUUUUUUGAGGAUAUUAUACCUAUGUGUUAUGAUUGUACUCGUUCCUUCUCCAAAAUUCUUCCCAGAACUACCCCCCUUCCCUACCUGCCCAACCUGUGUUCUGUUUUCUUUUUUUAAAACACCCAUCAAAUCCAAUUUGUGUGACCCAUAUACUCCUGGAUGUGUGGCCUUUUCCUGGAGUAUGGUCAGUUUACUAGAGGCUAUAAUGCUGAAGAAAAAUGACCACUCCCUACCCCACCCCCAGCUAUCAAUUGCCAAUAGCUCUUUGGCUAGGGAUGGGACUUCGUGUCCACUUACCCUCCAUGCUGGGAGCUGAUAUGGCUUGAGCAGUAACUACUUUCUAAUUGCAUGUAAGUUCCACUGCACAAGAUGAAAGCCAUCCCUGGCACCGUUUGUCGGGCCAAGAACAUGUGACUAGACAGAUCCUAGGCCGUAGGGUAGAUUCUUGUUACUGUCAUUCUGCUUAAUGGACAUAGAAUUGAACAGACUCCUAAUGACUUAUUACACCCAUGGAUUAAUACAUCUCUCAACUCUCAUCAGAAAAGCUUCUAUUUACAAUAGAUGGUGUAUCUUUAAUCCUUUGAAAAUGCUGGCAGGUAAUUAAUCAGAAGAGAAUCAACAGUCAUUUCUACAGUCUCUUGAUGGAUCCUGUUCGGCCAUUGUUCAGGGGGCCCACCCCUGUCCAUCCAUCUCAGUGUGUUCGGAUGCCAGGCUGUUGGCCACAAGCUCCUAGACCUUUGGACUCAGCCUUUGGUAGGGCAGGACCUACAGGCAGAGGCCUUGUCUUUAGAAAGCCAGAGGAAUCCAGCCCACAGCUCCAGCCAGUACAAAAGGAGUCUGUGGGUUUGGUGUCCAUGUUCCGUGGCAUGGGCCUUGAUACGGCCCUCCGGACCCCUUCAAAACGAGAAGCGCCUUCUUUAGGCAGAGGCGUUUUAGGUCGAGGCUUGUCUGCUAACAUGGCCCGCAAAGACAGAGAAGAACCCCGUUCCUCUUUGCCUGAUCCUUCGGUACUGGCAGCUGGGGACAGCAAGCUGGCAGAGGCUUCAGUUGGUUGGAGUAGAAUGCUGGGAAGAGGCAGUUCUGAUGUCUUGUUACCGCUGGGAAGAGCAGCCAGUAGUAUAGGCAGAGGAGUGGAUAAGUCUCCCAGUGCCUUUGGCCUGACUGCUCGGGAUCCCCCACGGCUGCCACAGCCUCCAGCUCUGUCUCCGACCUCACUGCACUCUGCAGAUCCCCCUCCAGUCCUGACUAUGGAGCGAAAGGAAAAAGAGCUUUUGGUCAAGCAAGGAUCAAAAGGAACCCCUCAGUCUUUAGGACUGAACCUCAUCAAAAUCCAGUGUCACAAUGAAGCAGUGUAUCAGUAUCACGUGACUUUCAGCCCCAAUGUGGAGUGCAAAAGCAUGAGGUUUGGCAUGUUGAAGGACCAUCAAGCUGUCACAGGAAACGUCACUGCUUUUGAUGGGUCUAUUCUCUAUCUUCCUGUUAAGCUUCAACAAGUUGUUGAGUUAAAAAGCCAGAGAAAAACUGAUGACGCCGAGAUCAACAUCAAGAUCGAGCUGACGAAGAUUCUUGAGCCCUGCUCUGACUUGUGCAUCCCCUUCUACAACGUGGUUUUCCGACGGGUAAUGAAACUUCUGGAUAUGAAGCUUGUGGGGAGAAACUUCUACGACCCUACAAGUGCCAUGGUACUACAGCAACACAGGUUGCAGAUCUGGCCUGGCUAUGCAGCUAGCAUCCGGAGGACAGAUGGAGGUCUCUUCCUGCUCGCUGAUGUCUCUCAUAAAGUCAUUCGGAAUGACUCUGUGCUGGAUGUCAUGCAUGCUAUCUACCAGCAGAACAAGGAGCACUUCCAGGACGAGUGUAGCAAGCUUCUGGUCGGCAGCAUCGUCAUCACACGCUACAACAACCGCACCUACCGCAUUGACGAUGUGGACUGGAACAAGACCCCCAAAGACAGCUUUGUGAUGUCAGAUGGGAAGGAGAUCACAUUCCUGGAGUACUACAGCAAAAACUACGGGAUCACAGUUAAGGAAGAUGACCAGCCGCUGCUCAUCCACAGGCCCAGUGAGAGACAGAAUAACUACGGCACGCUGCUGAAGGGUGAGAUCCUGCUGUUGCCUGAGCUCUCCUUCAUGACGGGGAUCCCUGAGAAGAUGAAGAAGGACUUCAGGGCCAUGAAGGACUUGACUCAGCAGAUUAACCUGAGCCCUAAACAGCACCACACUGCUUUGGAAUGCCUGCUGCAGAGAAUUUCACAAAAUGAUACAGCCAACAAUGAGCUGACCCGCUGGGGGCUCAGUUUGCAAAAAGAUGUCCACAAGAUUGAAGGGCGUCUUCUGCCAAUGGAGAGGAUUAACUUAAGGAAUACUUCAUUUGUCACGUCUGAGGACCUGAACUGGGUUAAGGAAGUGACCAGAGAUGCUUCCAUCCUGACUAUUCCCAUGCAUUUCUGGGCACUUUUUUACCCAAAGAGAGCAAUGGACCAGGCCAGAGAACUGGUUAACAUGUUGGAGAAGAUAGCUGGCCCCAUUGGCAUCCGCAUAAGCCCCCCAGCCUGGGUUGAACUGAAGGAUGACCGAAUAGAGACCUACAUCAGGACCAUUCAGUCCCUCCUGGGAGUUGAGGGGAAGAUACAAAUGGUCGUUUGCAUCAUCAUGGGCACACGUGAUGAUCUCUAUGGGGCCAUCAAGAAGCUGUGCUGUGUGCAGUCCCCAGUGCCCUCCCAGGUCAUCAAUGUCCGAACCAUUGGUCAACCCACCAGGCUUCGGAGUGUGGCUCAGAAAAUUCUACUGCAGAUGAACUGUAAACUGGGUGGUGAGCUCUGGGGAGUGGAUAUUCCACUGAAACAGUUAAUGGUGAUCGGGAUGGAUGUAUACCAUGACCCCAGCAGAGGCAUGCGCUCUGUGGUUGGCUUUGUUGCCAGCAUAAAUCUCACACUCACCAAAUGGUAUUCGAGGGUGGUGUUCCAGAUGCCACAUCAGGAAAUUGUGGACAGCCUGAAGCUCUGCCUGGUGGGCUCCUUGAAAAAGUAUUAUGAGGUGAACCACUGUCUCCCAGAGAAGAUCGUGGUCUACCGAGAUGGAGUGUCUGAUGGCCAGCUAAAGACAGUUGCCAACUAUGAGAUUCCUCAGCUGCAGAAGUGCUUUGAAGCUUUUGAGAACUACCACCCCAAGAUGGUGGUGUUUGUGGUUCAGAAGAAAAUCAGCACCAAUCUGUACCUUGCCGCUCCCAAUCACUUUGUGACCCCCUCCCCUGGGACUGUGGUUGAUCAUACCAUAACCAGCUGUGAGUGGGUGGAUUUCUACCUUCUUGCCCAUCAUGUGCGGCAGGGCUGUGGCAUACCUACCCACUACAUCUGUGUCCUGAACACUGCAAAUCUGAGCCCUGAUCACAUGCAGAGGUUGACUUUCAAACUGUGCCACAUGUACUGGAAUUGGCCUGGUACUAUCCGAGUUCCAGCUCCUUGCAAGUAUGCCCACAAGCUAGCCUUCCUGUCUGGACAGAUUCUGCAUCAUGAACCAGCCAUCCAGCUGUGUGAGAACUUGUUCUUCCUGUAACUGGCAGCGUGGACACUGGCUACAAGGGGCAACUGGACUCCAGCUCUGCUCAUUCUCACAGAAUCAACAGAAACGGCAGUGGGGUUUUAUGUUGGCAUUUUCUCUUUCUCCAUCCUUGUAGAAUUAGAUUUCUCUUCUUUUAACCCUGGUAUUACAGUAGAGUGUGGUGGUGCAUGUCUGUUAUCCCAGCACUUGGGAAACUGAAGCAGAAGGAUCUUUAGUUCAAGGCCAACUAGGGCUACAUGGUGAGUUCUAGGCUAGCCAAGGUUACAGAGUGAGACCCUGUCUCAAAAAACAAAACCCCCAUCCCCCCAAAGCCCACAACAAAACCAAACCUUGCUAUCGGUCAAGGAAGCAAGUUUCUAGGUCCCAGCUACAAGCUGCAUUGCUGCUCUUGUAGAGCAGAGUGGUGUCAGCAGUGCUGCUCCUGUGUGAAGCGCAGCAUCAAGAACGCAGCAUUAGGGGGCCAGGUCAGUGAUAAAGCAUGCACUUAGCAUGUAAAAUCCCUGAGUCCAGUCCUCAUCAAUCCUCCUACCAAAAUAAGUAAAGACAAAAAAAAAAAAAAAAUAGCCCCCCAAGGCAACGUGAGCACUGGUGAUACCUGGAGGUCAUGCCUACAGGACCAUCCUAUUUCUGGUGCCAGAAGUGAUAGGAAGUCAUUGCAGACAUCUAAAUGAGAGAGUUACUUUACUGGGCAGCUGGGGAGGGCCAUAGAAAGGCCUGUGCAGCAUAGUGCUUCAGAGAGCGCAGCUGUGAGCAUGUGUGAAAGACAGGCAGUUAAAUCAGCACAAGGCACAGUCGAGCCCUAGAACCCACUUGUCUCAGGGAUGUGAGUGCAGCUACCCUGGCUUCCUGAGAGUCCAGCCAAAGCUGCUUCUCUGUACCUUUCAGCCCCUGACAGAUGCACACACACACACACACACACACACACACACACCUUUGCUCUUUGUGCUGAUCUUCAUUAAUUCCAUCAGAAUACAUGAGAAGGAUUCAGCAUAGGAACAUUCUAGAUGGAGUGUAGAUUUUUUUCUACAAAUGUCUGUAAAUGAGAUUUUGCAAGAGUUUCUUCUAGCUGUGGGCUGAUGUUGCUUGAAAUUUUCAAAAUCCAGGUUCAGGCUUCCCAAAGUUGGCUUGGAUAAAUGUGAGCUUUCACUUGAGUGAGACAUCUAAGAAGUUGUCCUCAGGCCUGUGGGCUUCAGUGUUUGGGGGAAACAUUGGUUUUCUGUGUGUUUUUUUUCCCUUCUGUUUCAAAAUCUUCAGAUUUCUUCAAAUGCACUCCUGGUUUUAUUUGGAGUCUGUGACCAAGGCUAGGCUGAGACCCGAAAUGUAAAAGCCACAGAAUUAAACAGAACAGACUGAAAAAUGGGUCUUUAGCUGAACAAAUUCUACUUCUUGGAUUUCUUUGGAAGUAUUUAGGUUUGUCCUUAGAAGUUGCUGUCUCUAGCACUCCUUUAUCUUUAGGUAGAGCAGGUACAUAACGUAAUGCCAGAAUGUCUGUGCUUUUCCAUACCUGAUGUUCUUGCCUUGUUUUUCAGUUUCAGUGCCAAGCAAUUGAGCCCUGUGGUGUGAAAUAAAAACCAUCUAUGUGUGUA
Messenger RNA from Peromyscus californicus insignis, 9275 nucleotides. It is a transcript of the gene Piwil2, whose product is annotated as piwi like RNA-mediated gene silencing 2. Gene Ontology annotation, biological process: regulatory ncRNA-mediated gene silencing. The coding region runs from base 4771 to 7683 and encodes 970 amino acids. NCBI's taxonomy places the organism in Eukaryota, Metazoa, Chordata, Mammalia, Rodentia, Cricetidae. Gene Ontology annotation, cellular component: P granule. The record is from RefSeq and is a predicted model, not a curated record. Gene Ontology annotation, molecular function: protein binding; piRNA binding. The transcript is spliced from 23 exons.